Diplodia corticola is the source of this 702-nucleotide messenger RNA. RefSeq names its product rna ligase cyclic nucleotide phosphodiesterase. The record is from RefSeq and is a predicted model, not a curated record. Bases 1 to 702 code for a protein of 233 amino acids. The transcript has a single exon. Lineage: Eukaryota; Fungi; Ascomycota; Dothideomycetes; Botryosphaeriales; Botryosphaeriaceae.
AUGGCUCAUCAGGCCAUGUCGUACUCGGAAGCCCUCUCGGUACGACAGAGGACAGUUGCACCCUCAUCGGCUGUAACCAACGAGCCAAAUCCGACGAGCCUGCAAGACGCUGACACGAAGGCUGACCCAACGCAACGGGAACGGAAGGCCGACCACCAGCCGCGGACAUCGCAAGAGGAAUCAGCCGUAUAUGUGCUGACCUUGAGCACAACGGCCUCGCUCAGUAAGCCGUUGACAGUGCUCCGCGACAAGCAUUUUCCGAUUCAUCUCAACCACACGGCCGCACACCUCACCAUGUUUCAUGCGCUGCCAGGAUCGGAGAUGACCGGCGUAGUCGCGGCGCUGGAGCACCAUUGUCGAAACACAAGCCCGUUCAGGCUGACGACUGGUGCGCCGUUCCGGAUGAAACGAGGGGUCGGCAUCAGGGUGGGACAGGGCUCCAAGGCCGCGCAACGCGUGCACGAGGAGCUCCAGCAGCGAUGGGCGGACGUGCUCAGUGCGCAGGACCGCGAGAGCUGGCGGCCGCACUGGACUGUCCAGAACAAAGUCGACGACGAGGUCGUCGCGGAGAAGACGUUUGACGAGGUGCAGCGGGAAUUCCAGGGGGCCGAGGGGCUGGCAAAGGGAUGCACUCUGUGGCGCUACGAGAGCGGAGGGCGUUGGAAAUUUGAACGCGACUUCGACUUCGGCGGCGGCAAAUAG